Messenger RNA from Humulus lupulus (European hop), 1233 nucleotides. RefSeq names its product ABC transporter A family member 1-like. The transcript is spliced from 8 exons. The coding region runs from base 132 to 770 and encodes 212 amino acids. Gene Ontology annotation, biological process: lipid transport; transmembrane transport. Gene Ontology annotation, cellular component: membrane; intracellular membrane-bounded organelle. The record is from RefSeq and is a predicted model, not a curated record. Gene Ontology annotation, molecular function: ATP binding; ATP hydrolysis activity; lipid carrier activity. Lineage: Eukaryota; Viridiplantae; Streptophyta; Magnoliopsida; Rosales; Cannabaceae.
CAGAUUCUUCAUGAAUCGAAAUCUCGAUUGUCAAAUCUUGUGGGAGUAAAUCAUGAACCUGAAAACUUGAGAAUUUCUUCCGACUAUCCCCAGGUUUUUGCUUUGCUGAUGGGCUUGCAUCACUUGCUCUUAUGCGCCAAGGGAUGAAAGAUAAAUCUAGUGAUGAGGCUUUUGAUUGGAAUGUCACUGGUGCCUCUAUAUGCUAUCUUGGUGUUGAGAGCAUUUGUUACUUCCUCUUGACACUUGGGCUUGAAAUCUUGCCUUCCUACAAGGAGUGGUGGAGUAUUAAAAGUUUCCAACAUGAUGGUUCUUCUUAUUCAGAACCUCUUCUAGGAUCCUCUGUAGAAAAAGUUGCUCUUGACUUUGAUGAAGACACAGAUGUGGCAAUGGAAAGAAACAGAGUACUUUCAGGUUCCAUUGAGAAUGCUAUCAUUUACUUGUGUAAUCUUCGAAAGGUGUAUCCUGGAGGAAAAGUGGCAGUGCAGUCUCUGUCUUUCUCAGUUCAAGAGGGGGAAUGUUUUGGCUUUUUAGGCACAAAUGGAGCAGGAAAGACAACCACUCUGUCAAUGCUUUCUGGAGAGGAAUCUCCAACAGAUGGAUCAGCUUACAUAUUUGGGAAAAAUAUUCGCUCCAAUCCAAAGGCAGCUCGUCAGCACAUUGGUUUUUGCCCACAGUUCGAUGCUUUGCUAGAAUUUUUAACUGUCCAAGAGCAUCUUGAGCUUUAUGCAAAAAUAAAAGGGGUGUCAGAUUAUCGGAUAGAUGAUGGGUGAAGGAGUUUGAUGCUAGAUGGAUUGGUUGGGCUGGUGUAAAUGUGCCUGAUGAGACUGGACAAAUUGCACUAACCAAAGCUUUAGCUGAAAAGAGGUGCAUACCAGUAUUUCUUGAUGAGGAUAUUGUUCAUCAGUAUUACAAUGGUUACUGUAACAACAUAUUGUGGCCACUUUUUCAUUAUCUUGGGCUUCCACAAGAAGACCGCCUUGCAACCACCCGUAGCUUCCAGUCACAAUUCGAUGCAUACAAGAAGGCGAACCAAAUGUUUGCUGAUGUAGUGAAUGAGCAUUAUGAGGAGGGAGAUGUUGUGUGGUGCCAUGAAUAUCACCUAAUAUGGUGAAACAACAGAAGGCAAUUGUGCCUUCAAUUAAUUAAUUUUGUUUACCAUGAGUAACUCAAUUGCUAUUUCUUUUUCCGGUGCAAAUUUUAUAUAUAUAUAUACGUAUAUAUAAAAAUAAAUAU